Messenger RNA from Ochlerotatus camptorhynchus, 1500 nucleotides. RefSeq lists its product as uncharacterized. The record is from RefSeq and is a predicted model, not a curated record. The transcript is spliced from 2 exons. The coding region runs from base 1 to 1500 and encodes 499 amino acids. Lineage: Eukaryota; Metazoa; Arthropoda; Insecta; Diptera; Culicidae. Gene Ontology annotation, molecular function: protein binding. Gene Ontology annotation, cellular component: SCF ubiquitin ligase complex. Gene Ontology annotation, biological process: SCF-dependent proteasomal ubiquitin-dependent protein catabolic process.
AUGUCACUUCACAUCAACAACCUGCCGGAUGGAAUCCUCCGUGACAUCCUGGACUAUCUUCCUCUGGACGAUCGUAAAUCGGCAUCCCUGGUGUGCCGCUUGUGGGACCAGGAAGUCUUCUCGACACGCCUGCUGACAACCGUUCGGCUGCGAGUUUCCUGCAUCAUGAUGAACCACAAGGAGAAGUCCCUGGAGGUGCUGCAAAACAGUUGCCGUUCGUAUCGGAACCUGUUGAUUUCGCUCUGCGGAAGUGGAGCCUGCAGCGAUAUUCAGUUUGCGUUCAUUGUGGACGUUUUGGAUAAGUUUGGAUCUACGGUCGAGGGUUUCACCAUGAUCCGAGGCUGUUCCUCGGUCCAGCUGAGAGACUUUGUCACCAGGAUGCCAAAUUUGAAACAUCUAACGACGUACGUUACGGAAGCUGAUAAUCGCUCAACGGAACGACUGGAAUUUCCAGUUUUGACGAAGUUGUUCGAUUUCGAUGUGGAAAUUAACAGUGAUGAUGUGUUUAAAAGAGGACAGUUCGCAGUUCAGCAAAUGGCACCGAACGUGGAACUGUUGAGUCUUACGUUCGAUAAAUGUGAUGACCCGGAGUGGGUGUUCAAGGUUCUGAAAGGCUAUGCAGGUCAGUUGCGGUCGGUUGAUAUAUUUACACCGCACAAUCGGAUCCCGAUUGAUGAGCUGCAGUUCAGGCGAUUGCAAGUUCUAAAGCUUCGAGGAAGGGCAUACAGCUACGGCGAUGCCAAGCUGCGGAAACUGUUUCAUGGACUUCCACUGCUCAGGGAAGCCUAUUUGGAUUUUGUGAUUUCGCGAUCUAUGCUAGAAAUUAUAUGCAAAAAUUGUCCGCAGUUGAUGACCCUCGAUAUCAGAACCGAAAGUUUGGAAGAGCGGUCCUUCCAGUGUUUCGAAGAACUGACGAAUCUGCAGGUUAUCAUCGUAAACUACCUUCGAUUGAAUCUGAUGGAAGACUGCAGACCAGUAAUGAGCGUUCAAAAAUUCCACCUACAUACGGAUGAAACCUACCUGACCGAUGAAAGCUACAUCGAGCAGUUCCACAAAGUGUUUCCAAAUCUGCAAAGCAUCAAGGUGUACUUCCGAGGGUUCCGCACCAAGAUCAUCGAUCAGCUCCUAGUUCGCCAAAUCUGCCGGAAGUUUAUCCACCUCAAGAAGCUUACGCUGAGUGGCGAGUUCUGUCUAAGUGCCACAAUCAAGGGAUUCGAACUGCCCGGCGAUCUGGGAAAUGUGAAAGAAUUAACGCUCAUCAGAGCAAACCUUUGCAUCAGCCCGCUUUCAAAGAACAGUGUGAAGCGUUUGAAGCUGGAAAGCUUGGACCCAAUCAGUUUCAACGUUUUUCGAAUCGAGGAAGUUUUUCCCAAGCUGCGGUACCUGGAGAUUCGGAGCUGCAGGCAAAUUACACCGGAUGUGAUUACGGACAUCCGGCGGAGCGUUCCCGACUGUGUGGUACAUUAUGUGCACAUGGAGCGGAAGUGGGUCUACUACUGA